Spirometra erinaceieuropaei is the source of this 23956-nucleotide messenger RNA. The record is from the annotation of a GenBank genome assembly. NCBI's taxonomy places the organism in Eukaryota, Metazoa, Platyhelminthes, Cestoda, Diphyllobothriidea, Diphyllobothriidae.
AUGCCCAGCGAGAACGCAGACCCAUCCACCGACGGAGAACCAGGUGCCAUAGAACCUCCAGCGCACACCAGGCUGCGAGGGCCAUGGUUUGAUGAAUCAUAGCAUAUCAAACGCACACAAUCCUCAAAGCCCAGAGGGAUGAGACACAGCCCUGGUUUUAGCCUGGACCAUCACUCCUGAAAGGCCGGAUAGCCAGUCAGUCAUGGACUGAGAGACACUGCACAUACAGGCCAGUGCCAGAGGUCAUGUUAAGAAGCAGUCGUUGCAGUUUUUCUCUCCGUUCUGAGGGGAAGAUAGAGCUAUCCUGUCGGUUGGCAACCUUCAAAGUCAUGAUUUUUAGUACGUCGCGAUAGUCCAGAAAACACGCAGAUUGUUUAUAGUGAGGGAUAUGCGCUGAGUAUCGGCGACCCCCUCCCUCCCCUCAUAAUGGAAGGCCUCUUUCUGCAUGUCGUCAGCGUCCAGCCUCCCGGAGCACACUGAAGCAAAAGUAGUGUCAAGAACAGCACUGCGAAUGCCCGCCAGUUUAACCCCCAAUCCCAUAUGAUCCCAUCGUAUAAAGGACGCUCUAGCUUGCUGACUCAGAGCGGUUGCGACACCGCAUCAACCAGAGUUGUCAGUUGGUGUAAACUACUGGGAAUUUAUUGCUGGGCGGUUCAUGAUGGGGCAAGCGCCACUCGAAAACGUCCACGUUGACUGCCAUAACGCACCCCUGGCAAGGCUCUGCAGUUUCAAUGCAAGAAUAGUUUUCGCUCUCUAAAAUUCGAUGCGCAUUCCUCUCUUCCUUCCGUUGAGAUCAGCAAAACAACCUGUUGAUAUCCGAACGCAUCGCUUGUCACGGGCCCUGCUAGGUAAUCCAAGAAUUGUUAUUGGUUGCCUUGAGGUCGUAGAGUUCCCUUGGUUGGUACUACUGCGGUCCCCAAGUUCUUUGAAAGGCAGCAGUGCUAAGGACAUCUAUUAAGUGAUAGUUCGUGCAUGCCGUUUUAUGGUGACGUUGCCAGACUUGAAAUGCAUUUAUAAGAUAAUCAGUUUGAGGAUGACCUAACCUCUGCAUCCCGAUACCGCUGACAGUGUCGCAUUUCUUAAGUCUUAUUGAUUCAGUAUUGUCCCUAGGCCAAGGUGGUUGUAAGAGGAAUAUGUAAAACCGACGCUGCACAAACCACACAUAGUGAUCCCAAGUCCGAGUCGUCAUUCCUCUUUCGUCGCGGAAGUUAUUGUUGUUUUUUUUUCUUUUGCAAUACUACUUCGACUAAUUAGGUAGACAUAUUUGCGCAUCACGCCCUUGGCAGCAGUGAAUCCGAACCCACAGCUUCAGCUCCUGUGACUGGGAUUGUAAUUUGCCUUAAAAUGUAAUUGUGCGCACAUUUUAGUUGAUCAUGUUCCUUCUGAAACCGAUAUACCCACCGAACCACCGGAGGUCUUAACCGACCCGGCUGACUACGCCAAACACCUCGAAGAGUUCAAGCCUACGGCCUGGUCAAGCCUGCCAGACAAUCCUUUCUAUGAGACCGCGGACGUCUUCUUCGAUCUUCAGGGAGAAAUUGUGCCUGGUAGGGGUCAACAUACUAGAAGGGUUGAGGUGACCUGUCGAGGACGCUACGCCUAUCAACUUGACGAAUUCGACGCCUACUUAAGGGUAAGAUUGUUCUUAACCAUCGCGUAACAAACGGAUCAUUGUCGAUGCUAAACCUGAAGUCUAGUUUGUAAAAAUUUAGACUGUUGAAACCGACCUAAAUACUCCGAUUGGCUUGUUGUUAACUCCAUGAACCGCAUACUUUGUUCAAAUUAUACUGAGUUCUGCGUUGGAAGCCCAAUGUAAUAAAAACCGCCAAACUACGAGUAUAGCUUACUGUCGUAGUUUGUAGAAAAGAGGAAUGACUAUGUCUGUUUUGUAUGCACUUACAAACACGUUAUACCCUACUGGAAAGCAGAGUAGACAAACGACUGCUUCAGCUGACCAACUGAAGUAGUGCAUACUUGGCUGUCGCCUGUCAGGGAAUUGGUGAUUUUGGCUGGCUAAUGAUAAUAAAUGAGUCAAAAAGGUCAACCUGUACUCGUUCCGUUCGUGUAAAGAAUAUGCCCUUGUCAGUUGCCUGCGAGGGCUCUAAAUCGCAGCGUUCGUACUCCGUCUUGCAAGAAUAACAGUUCUGUCGACGAUAUUCACAUGAGGCAUUGGAGUCUUCUCCGCACACGAGGUGACGCCAGUUGAACAGGCUCUAGGGUUAGAAAAUAGUCCGCUCCCGAUAGGCCAAGAGGAACGAAUUACCGAAUACUACAUAUAAUUGACAGGCGUAAAUGUCAAAAUAUGGGGAGGCGGGCAGAGAGCCAGCGACUAGUUUACGCCAGAAUUUUUCUAACUGUGGGUGCCUUCCUACUACUCCUGGUUUGCUCUAAUGAAAUUUCAUGGUUGUUAUUGUACUUAGAAUGUGACUUAUAGCAAUCAACACUAGUUGAUCCCUCCAGAAUUAAAAAAAAGGCAGAAUUCCACCUACCUCGUUUAGGACUUGCUGAUGGCGACCAACUAGUGCAAGCGUGGAUUAGAUUCAUAAAAUAUACAUACGAUCGGGUAAGUACGACAUUUCCGGUGGUACACACCGAAUAAAGAAUCUUGAUGAAUCUAAAGGGAGAAAGAAGCGGUAUCUAAAAAGACCUGGUCUUUCUUGUUCAAGUGGAGGCUGGAGGUUACUCGCAUUAGGAAUGAACAGAGUAACAGUCCUCUCUCGCGGAUCGUGCCUUCUUCCCUUUCUCCUACUCGCGAGUUCGAAUGUCAAUCAAAUGCACCUGGCGGUCUGCGUACCCUAUUUCACAUGCCUUUCAAAUGAAGGUAUUUCAAGUAUCCAACAAAUCAUGGAGUACAGGUGCCUAGCUAUUAAAUAAAAGUCGUUGGCCACUGAAAUUAACACUAUGCAAUCGCCCAGCGAACCACACAUAGAAAAUGCUGGAUAUAUGCUGACAGGACUUAGUAGCUCCAAAUGUGAAAUCGAAGAUCAGCAGAUCACUUUCAUUCCGGGACAAAGAUUUUCUGCCCAUCUGACUUUCGGGUUUCCAAACUCCCUUGUUGCAAUAAAGAUUUUCCAGUCAAUCGUAAAAACCGUCCUAAUGCUGCAUGCGAGAGUCCCAUCUCCACUCAUAAACAUGUGGAAUGUCAAGUAAUAAGAGGACCAAACGAUAGACUGGCCAACAAGAGAUUUCUCCGAGCCAUGUAUGACCUCGAGAUUCUUUGGAUACGGAAAGACUCGGCUCAUAAGUCUGGAAAGAGACAGUUCUCGACAGAUGUUCUAUAAUAUUUUGGAGACACGAAAUUAACAAACCGGAAAGCUAUCCUCCUGCAACAACCGUGAACAUGCAGAACCCCAAUAUCUCUCGGGGGGGAGUCACCGCUGACUCCGCAUAAUUCGAUAUUCUUUCACCGCGAUGGCGGGAAAGGCCGUAAAUCGUUUACCAGAUUUGGUACAAUUCCGGGCUAAACAACUACGUUGCGAAUCUGGAAAGUUGCUCUGGACAGCUAGCUCUUAGACGGCGGUUCAUUCGACCAGACCGUGGCACAUCUUUACUUUUGACGGGACCGAACUUCUCACAUGAGUUGACAACUGCGUGAGCUGCGAGCUGCUUUAAGUAUAGUUCUCCGACCCGCAUCCAAUUAAUGAGUUCAAUGACCUUGCACCUCAAUACUCCGUGCUGGGGUUUUGUCUGGGCGAAAUAAUUAGCAACAUGGGAAGGGCGAAGGCGACCAAUAGUUCUGGUGACAGUGAGCCAAAUGACCGAGUAAUCAUCAUGCCAAGAAUCACCAACUCGAGUACGGACCGAAAAACAGCCAUUGCAUCAAAUAUGGCCCUCAACGAUGCAUGCGAGGGCUGCUAAUUAUUUGAGACACGUGGUUACUGCCAGGUGACGGCGUCCUACAAACACUGCACCCCCUGUGCCUCUACCACCCGUUUGCUCGGCCUUCUAUGAUGAUGGGUUUGCGCGAGAAUCCGAGACGCCAGGCCAAUAACAUCCUUGCUCCAGCGACUGCAUUUUCUUUUUCUGAACCGGCCCAUUACCUUUUAUUGGUAGUAGACAGUACUCUGGACUGCAACCGACUUGGACAUUGAGUCCGCGACGCAAUGACAGAGCGCUAGACCUAAUAACACCCUAUGACGUAGGAACGCGGGUCGGAGACUCGGGUUCAAAUCAGAUCAGAUUUAUUAAGGAAAGGGUAGGCGAGCGCCUUUGCACUCCCUGUUGGUUACAAUAACGUCAUAAAAACAAUGUGUAAGGCAAGUGUCAAAGAAAAUAUGGUAAGUGUUUGCAUGCAACUAGCUUUGGUUACUGGUAUAAAUUUGUCUGUGAAUGCCUUCUAUGUCAAAAUUGUACAACAACCAGUACGCGGUACUGCAUAGGCCAAGUAAUGUCGAAGAAAACGUAUAUACUUCAGCCAGCCGAUAACGAAAAGUCAUAAAAUAAUGCCAAUUAAACAUAGGGAGUAGCAUACUUGGCAACGUAAAACUUUGGUGGUGGUAGGGCUGGCUGAUGAGGACAGUAAGCCAGAAACGGUCAACCCGGUCCCCCUUGUUUUUCUAGGUAUGCUCCAUCUGUAUAUCAUACAGAUGGACUGCGACCACUUAUAAGGGUUUUGAAAUGAACUCCAGGGCACUAUUGAACCAGCCGUUGAAAUCGCGUCAAGCAUGGGAUUUAUUAGUCCUUUAUAUAACUGUUAAACGACAUCGAAAUGUGAAUGAUGCUUGAUUUUUUCGAGGACAGUACGCAGUUUUUGUGCCUUAAUCCAGCUCAUUCAGGAGCUGAGAUUAGAUGCACACUAAUAAUAAUGCCCCAAGCCUAUCGUGGCCAGAGUUGGGGACAAAAAUUCCACGAGUAUAUCAGAUCUCGGUAACAAACUGUUCAAGAGAAUAUGGGCACAUUUAUGGCGGCAAUGGUGGUCCUUCCCAGUAAAACCUCCCAGUCUGCAGUGGAUUCCACCUAUCGUUGUAAGAGAAAUCUUAGUGUCACAAGGUAUGUUAAGAAGUUUAUGGUCAUGUAAUUCGAAUGCAGACCUCUAACUACUGUAAAGUACAACCCAACUGACGACAACAAUCAGGCUGGAGCUAAAAGCUCAAAUUCAUUCUGUCUUUCUAGAUUUGUUCAUUUUUAAGGGCGAAUUUGAAGGAUUAAGCUUCCAAAGGGAAUAAUAGAUCGUGACAUUAACUCCAAAAUCAAUAAGAUGCGUCGAAUUCCCCCUCCACCCAUAAAUCGUUUUCUCAUUCCGCUGAUAACGCCUGAUCCCGUUUCUAGAUCGCCGACAUCUCUCAGCCGGGACAGUGUGUCAACCAUCUGGAAAAGUGCCCCGAGGGUAUCUCUGUGGGUGCGUGGAUCUCCCUGCCUGCUAAUCUGACAGCUCAGGAAAGGCCUCUUAGCCUUUUCGAGAUCGCUGGAGAGCUGAAAGUCGCCGUUUACGGAGAAUUCCUACAUGUUUUUGGUAAGCAGCAUUCCAACAUAUUCUUGCUUCGUGUAAAUGUGUUGCGGAUCUAAGUGUUAUCUAAUUGCGCUCAGAAAAAUUUUCAUGUUCAUCCAAGUGCGCCUCGAAAUUGAGCGUCUAAAAAAGUCUAAGACAGUCUCAUCAACUUUACAGUGUCAUUUGUGUAAAUGGCGCUGCUGUAUGCUGCAAGUACCCUCAAAUGAAGUUUUCUCAACAUUAGCAUCAGUAUGUAUCAGCAUCAGUGCAUUUUAUGGAAAGUAGGUGUGUACCUUUGAAAUCCCUAUUGGUUGCAUACAGAGGAAGUAUAUAGAGAAAAUGGAAAAGAAGUAACAUGAAAGAAAUACAACGGGGAUAAAAACUGUACAGAUGAACACAGAAUGACAUGCCUCAACGGAAUUUAGAGGCACAUGAGCUCGGUUUGUUGAGUAAAUGCAGCAGAAAGUUGAACCACACUUAAGAUAAAGGAAAAGAAGUAAAAAAUUUUAGUCUACAGGCGUCGCGGUGAAUGCGAGCAGCGGUGUGCGACGUGGCCCCAAAGUAAUAAAUUACAUAAACAUAUGUUAUUUGAAGUUUGGUAGUAGCAUCGUCAUAACACUAAAUUGUUAACGUUGGCUAUCAAGGUGGCCGUAGUCCGGCGUUAUUGUGGUGCGCGCUCCAAAAUUGCUCUGGCCUCCGUUUAAAAGUAUCUACGGAUCCCGGCCGACAUAAGAACACCUUCAGACAAGGCAUUCCAAGCUGCAACCACUCUGUUGGAGAAGAAGAACUUUCAUGUGUCUAGCCGGGCACCAGUCACAUGCAAUUUGAGUGGAUGGCCUCUCGGGUUAGUCGUAGUCGCCAACUCGAAGAAGACACCUGAUGCGAGGCAGCAGCCCUGAUUGCGCACGAUGCGGAAAGCUUGUAUCAGGUCCCCACGUAUCUGUCUGUAACUCAAAGUAAAGAGGUCAAGAUUAGCUAAUCGUGUUUCGUAGGGUAGUGACCACUGCCCAAAUACAAGUUUCGUUGCUCGCCGUUGAACUUUUUCGAGUAUGCCGAAGUCUUUAGCCGUCCAGGGUCUCCAUACUUGGAUAGCAAACUUCAGAUGCGGUCGCACGAAAGUUUGAAAGUUAUUGUUGAAGCAGACUUCAUCAAAGGAGGAGAAUGCCCGUUUGACGAGGUAUAGAAUGGACAUCGUCGACUUGGCCACCUUUGAAUAUUGCAGCGAAAGGCCUAAGCGAGGUUGUGAUCCGUACACUCAAGUCCUUCUGGGCGUCAACUUCUUGCAGUGGUUUUCCAGUCAGACGGUAGACCGUGCGGUUAGGAGAACUGGUUCCGCCGACGCGUGGGAAGUAACAUUUCCUACGGCUAAGAGGCCUUUCCUGAGCUGUCAGAUUAGCAGGCAGGGAGAUCCACGCACCCACAGAGAUACCCUCGGGGCACUUUUCCAGAUGGUUGACACACUGUCCCGGCUGAGAGAUGUCGGCGAUCUAGAAACGGGAUCAAGCGUUAUCAGUGGAAUGAGAAAACUAUCUAAGGCUGGAGAGGGAUUUCGACUCAUCUUAUUGAAUUUGGAGUUAAUUAGGGACAAUUAAUUUUGCACGUGGUACUGCGAGGGUUUCAGAAGUCAACCUUUUUCGUUAGACUAAUCCUGAGUUGGGGCUUAUAAGAGGUUACAGAGGCUCGAAAACCUAGCAGCACUCCGUUAAUUCCCGUUAAAGUUUCGGCAAUGAAAGCCCAGGUCCACCCCACAGUCUCAUGGUCGUUUGCAUAGCAUGAAGGCCUCAGUAAUGAAACACAACAGUUUAUUGGCCGGAAACCCUGUUUCUCCUGUUUCAGUCUUUAACGGCAGCCACUGGGGCACUACACGGCUCACUAAUGUCCCGCCACGGAGUGUGACCUUCAACUUGGGCAUAUCAGUGCCAGGGGGACUAGUAGAGGGCGUGGACAUCUUCAUUAACGGCUACCAAGGUGAGACCAUGCGCCUGGGAGCGCCACCCCCACCGGCUGAUCAGCAUUCUGCAGUAUCCCCUGGCGAGUGGAUCCUCGGCAGCUGGGAACAGAAUGCUGCCGCCAAGGGAGCCACGGUCUCGGACCUCGUGGGCUGGAAAAGGUUCUCCCUACCCUCAGAAGGCCACCGUUUUCUGGGAUACACUCGUAAGCAUGGCAUUUAUUCACUAUUUUCAACAAUGCGUCAAAUUCAGAGACAGACCUCUCAUCCUACGAAUGUAUGGACUUCAGCCUACAUUGAUAUUGCACUUUCGCGCGAUCUCACCGGAGUUCCAGUCAUGUUCCAGUUUGAUCCUCCACCAGUUGCUAACUUGAUGGCUUUUGUUUCCACCACCAUUGUCGCCUGUGUUGGCCUAACGAGUGUUACUGCUGCGCAAGGUAUGGGCGACUGGCUGGACGUGGUGGUAAUAGCUGCCGCCCUAACUAUUCACAUUGAAAAGUCAAUUUGGCAAACACGUGUUUUCGGUAACUCGUCAUCAGACCAAAACAGUUACAUAGAAAUUGAAAUUAUGCGAAGUUACAGGGCUUAUAAGUAAUUCAGGGGCUAUUAACACUCACCGUCCCCAAGCCACUCGCAUGGCGAGGCGUGCUAUGGCGUGGUCGGCGUGUUGUGGCCAAUGGGUCUAGGGGCGAGAGGGAGGGGGGCAUAGGCUGUGGGUAAUGUUUGUACGUCGGGUACGUUGUGCACACACCACUGCCAUCAGGAGGUUGGGACGAUGCGCAAUCAUCAUCUGGGGUCGGCGUUCGCCACGGAGACAGACCGCCUGUGUCAGCGUCGUCUGACAACAUAACACUGGAUUGGCUAGCCGUAUAGCCACUGCCUUGGCGUAAGUCUCUGGAGAAGCUUGCUGGUGUCCGGUAGACAACCUGAAAGGCUUCUUUGGCAUCGACUCGGUGAUUCGUAUCCACAAGAUGUGCGAGAAUAGAACUCGAAAUCGAUUUCUUCUCACCUUUGCCUAGCCAGGCCGGUAUGUGUUCACGUACUCUCUUUUCCAAGCGCCUCGUUGUGCGGCCAAUAUAUCCCCCCAACAGGAGCAACUGAAUGAGUAAAUACAUAUCGAUGUGGCCUGCAACGGGAGGCGCUCUUUACCUCCCAAGCGUAGGAGGGGAGAGUUCGUAAAACAUACACGUAAAUUAGCUGAGGGGAAAGCGCUAGUGAUCGCUGUCUUCAGACGUCUUCUUACUAGGUCACUUGCUGCGUUCCCCUGAAAAGGCAGUCUUAUAAAUAAGUCUUUCUUUUCUGCAGUUGCUAUGGUGGGCUUUGCAGUACGCUCCCUUAUAUUUCGGAGGAUAAAUCUUUCUGGGUAUCCGUUUUCGUGGAGUAUAUUCCACAGCGGCUGGAGUUCUGCAUCAACAGUCUCAGGAGAGCAGAUGCGUCGCACUCUCGCUGCGUUUAAUAUUUAGAGGAGCAAAACUGUGAACAUUAAUGUAUUGUCUCGUUCAGGUUUUCUUUCGGAAUACCCAACGCUGGAUAGAUCCAUUUUCUUGUCUGUGCAGAAGAACACCGAGGAACGCGAUAUCGUUGCCUGCCUCAAACUCUGCAGAGAACUUUACCUAGGGGUGUGCAUUGUUGAAUUUUUGAACCAGGGCGUCUAUGCCGGUGGUAACAUCCGUCAAACUGAGACGAACAAUGUACUCCCCCCGCCCCCAAAUGAUGGCGGUUAAUGACCUAGUUAAUGGACAGACAGUGGCACGCCGCGCAUGUGUGCACCCACCUCCCUUUUAGGACAAUGUACGGCCGCGUGCCCGUGGUGAGCGAUCGCCCCAACAGCCGUCUUAGUUGUCUAAGGCGCAGUUCCUUCUGUCGCUGGGAGAACAUACAUCGUGGUAGGCAGAAUAAGCCGCAUUCCGGUAAACAGACUUACGACCGGAAAAGAAACAUCACUGGCCACUUAUUAUGUCGAAUAGAUUUAUCCUACUUUCUGAUGCAAUGUGCGCUUCUCAUGGUAAUUUCUUCUGAACGCAUGGCGACCGUGUAACAGGGUACUUGUAAUGUUGGCCAGAGUAAGACCCCCGAACGGACUUCCAGGUACAAAUCACGGAAAAAAUGGUCGAAUAUAAAAUGGUCGAAUGGCUUGUCCAGAUUUUCAGCUUCAUCCUACAUGCGUCGCUGGAAGUAAGAAAGCAACAGAGCGAAAAGUGGAAAUAUUAUCAAUUAGUCAGUCAAUCAGUCAGGACAGUCAGGCGGCACGGUGAUUUUGUUACUGGCUGAUCAUGCAAUGAUCUGUGCCCGUGAGUCUAGCUGCAGAAGGCUUAGCGAGCGGGUAGUGAGCUGGACAUAUCUUUUGGGCGAUCUGUGUCAGGACGAUGCUCACUUCUGGUUUCCUGACUAGUUCGGUUAGGAAAUGGCGAGAAGAUCAGAUGUCAGACUUUGCCAGCCAGAAAUAGCUAAUGCGUACGCCCCUACUGUGCAGUAAACUUGGGAUGUUCUCCCCCACCUUUCCAGGUGAAGAACACAAUCUCCUGCGCAACUCGGAUCACUUCUGGACGACCGAUGCCUACAUGCUACACGACGCAGAAUGUAUUUUGCAGUUUUUAAGGGCGGCCACAGAUUUGGACGAUGAUGCGCCAGCAACAGCGACUGGAGUACCCGGAUUUAGUCUUUCUUCCCUAUACAAACCAUUGGGCAUUGAUCCGUUACGCUACAUGUUCGAUCAGAAUGACAAGGGCCCUGUUCCUGUCUUCAGUAUGCAGAAGAAAGAAUAUUUCAUGCUCGGUAUGUAUUUUGUUUUUGAAGACUGGCGUGCCCUGCAGUCAAAUUGAUUCAGUUUGGAUUCAAGUGAAGUAUCCUCUUCUAGACCAAGAAAAUGGAAAUAACAACGAAACUCUGAAAAAAAAGAGAAGGCAGAAAGAUAUUAGUUGGGAAAUGCCGUAUACCUGAGAAUUUAUUUGAGUUUUUAACUAACUACUGAAACUCAACACAGACCUUUAUUCACCAUACUCCUAAUAACGAGUCAAGUUACGGGCUCUUGUUACUGAAUUCAUUGUUGCAUCCCCUGUAUCGCUAAGCUCUGGCAGCUAACACUAACUUGUUUCGGUCUACGCCAGAGUAUCGGAUCUUGGUUUCAAUCAAUCAGGUUUUGAUGUAGAUGCCCUGAAAUCACUAAUGCGAACGCUGAAAAUGCGAAAUAAAGCUGCCCUGUUCUGCCUCUUUAGGUCGACGGAAGAAAAGAGUACCUGAACCAGACGAUAUCUCCUGGGCGGACCAUUGUCUGCACAAUCCCAGCGAAGAGACGUGUGGUAGCAGUGGGGUCACGCUCUCGCUCUGGAUAUCAAUUCAGUCCGUCGGCCCCUCAAGACUGCGAUACUUUUUGAACUCUGGAGACGUCGGCGAUUGCUCCAGCACUGCUUCGGCCGACUACACCGGCUGGGCAGUGUUCACGCAUGGCACUCUCCUAGGGGUGUCUGUCGGCGAGACCGACAGCGACUGGGAACUGAUGUUAGAUUCAACAAGCUACAAUCUGGGUAAAUUUUAACAUCACCGUUCCAAGUGUUGCCUGGAAUUUGAGAGGAGUGGGUAUUGUCUGACGGUGGUUAUCCCAAAAUUUUAGACACUUGGGUCAACCUUGGCGUGAUUUGGUGUCCAACGGUGGGUCUGACUCUGCUACUCAACGGUGAAGACUACAAUAUGCAGACAACAGUACCCGAAGUCUCCAAGAAGACUGGUCAAGCCCCGCCCUACGUGGUUCUGUCGCGUUACAACACAGAUGACUCAUCUACAUGGCUGACUCCUUCUGAAGCCGAGGAGCGUUCGAACGACCCCAUCAACUAUCCUCUGCCUGUGACAUGGGAGCUGGCCGAUUUUGCUUUUUCUCACGCCGCUUUCGUGAGCCAGGCUAUGGAGCCGUUUGAAUAUGCUCAACACUUUGGCUUCCUAGGCAACAGACUCAUUAGUCAGAAUUCUAAAUACCUGUGGUUUGGAAAUCAACUGACAGAUCCCAAAGUCGGCGACCUGCUUAAGGCUCGCCGUAUGAAACUUCAGCGUAAUCCCGGUCCUGUUAGUGUCGAUGGCAAUUCUGAAAGCUUCUUCGUCACCUACAAUGAACAGAUUCGAUCAGUGGUGCUGAAGAAGGAGACCAUGAUCACAGUCGGUCCACUCGAUCCAGAAACCUGCCCCCAAAAUAUGUCCGCCUGCGCCAAGGUAACGAAACACAGUCAAAGUUAACGAACCUAGAUUGUUCGCCUUUUACUUUCCUCAGAAAUCAAUGUACAAACUUGAUGAAAAUUUUUCGGGAUGGGUAUCUCGAAGUUAGCUUAGAAGAUUAAUUUGAAGAUUUGGACUAAACUCCACCACCACCAUCACCACCAGAAUAACGACGAGGCACGGGAAAAUGGGUCGCUCGUAUUGCAGAUUGUCUUGCGCUUAAUUCCGAGGGUUAGGAUGGAGACUAGAGUAAGGAAAGUUAGGGGAGGUGUAAUGUUGGGGCUAGAGUUAAAUGUAGAAUACGGGAAUAGGUACCCCUGGAAUUCAGUGUAAGGCCUCUUUUAAUACAGGGGAUCCGUAUUCCCGUGUCGACCCGAAUAAGUGCGUAAUAUUCACAAUCUGUCCACAUUUAGGACGUCUUUACUACUGCUCUCUGUGACCAUACUCAAAACUUUAUCUUUGAUUUCAUUUAACCAUUCCUUUGUAAAUUUGACUAUUUUUCUGUAUUACAUGAUCCGUUUGUACGAAAACUGUUUUAGGGGUUCACGGUUGGUGGCUGGUACUCACUCGUUGCGCUCAACCCUACCGGUGAACAUAAAAACCACUCGGAACCUGUCAUUCUCCUCUCCGGUCUCGGAGGAAAUUUUGGUCUCGCGCUGAUCGAAGGCGGUUGGAAAAUUUGUGGCUGGGUAGUGCUGUCUUCUGCAUCUAAAAACCCAAUAACGACAGGUUGUUUUGGUUCCGCUGGAAAACUCACGCUCUCCGUGACCUAUGAUCAGUGGUUCCAUGUUGCUCUCGCGGUCUUCCCACUAGACAGAGAGUUCACAGUGCUGGAUGUGCAAAUUUUGUUGAACGGCAAGGUCAUCGCUGUGUGCAACUACGGUAGCAGUACCGCAGACGUCGAUGCCGCCAUAAACCGAAGCCGGCAACUCUUUGAAACAACGCACAGCGAUCCUGUCUAUCUUAUCGCCUCGUCAAGCGGUCUCCGGAGUGCCGGACUUGCAGUCUCGGUUAUACAGGCCACAACAAAUGCUUUUAUCCAUGAUGCUCGCAUACACGCUUUCCUGGGUCUACCGCACAGUCAAUCUGGUUUCUUUGCGGAUGCAACUUUCUACUGGGCAACUUCUGGCUGGCUUACACACCUGGCCCCGCAUCGGUUAGUGACCAAUGAGGUCACGCGCAGCAAGGGUCGUUAUAAUGAGGAGAGUAUGGCUUUAUGCACCAGUGGCGACGCCCAGUCAUAUAUUGUGCUCACAGGCGACACUCGUUCAGGGAGCCUUACAUCGAACCUGGCUGCCUCAUGUCUUUUCGGCUCUCUACGGUGUCAGGAAUUCAGUGUAAUGAUAGACUUCACCUUGAAGGAGACUCUGUCACCCGACGCAGAAGACAAGUACGUGAUCAGUGCACCACCUGGCAACGAAAACGCCAACAUAAUUGGGUUUCAGCUGAUACUUCAACCAAGAAAAAACCAGCUUGCAGUUGUUGUUCGAUCAUCGCUAUUAACUUGUCGUAAUCAUGGUAAUAUGAGUCUCCUCGGAGCAGCCAAUACGUGGAAUUACAUCCAAGUGUUUGUCUACAGUACAAGACCGCCCGACAUAAAGGUAAAUGGCGAGAUUCUCAACACCGGAGGAACGGGAGUUUGCGUAAUUGAGCGCAAUAGUAUGGCUCCUGCGAAUGGACUCAUCUACCCAAGGAUUGUGGUUGGACAGAAUAUCAGCCUUUGCGUAACUGAUAUCGCCGUAGCAGAAGGAGAGCCCGACUCUGAUGGGGGACAAACACCAGAUAUAAGUCUUUCUCAAACCUGUUACGACGAUACGGACUUUGUGUUCGGCCUGGAAGGUAGCGAGCCAAAUUUUCUGUCCGUUCCGGGCACGGCGUCGCUUCUAGCUUCCUUCAACAGCUCUCUGCCUGAGCGUCCAGGAACAGGUUGCCUGACCAGUCCUGACACUAGUUGUGACAUCUUCACGAUUUCAUUUUGGUUGAUGAUUUCUGCUGAAGCCGUGAACAACCGCGAGCCUCAUUUUUCCGAGGUAAACCUUCUAGAAUAAAACAAUGCAUGUCUAUCUUAUCCACGUGUUUAUAGAGCUGAGGUACACAUGUAUUCUACUAAAGCCACGCCGGCAUACUUGUCACUCCCCCAAAAGUACUGUGAACCGUGGUAUUCAAGUCUGGCGACAACCGGGAAACCGACGGUGAAAAUUUAGUAGUGAAGUUCUUGCUUUUGCCAAACAACCUGGUAUCUUCACAUUAUGUUUCUUGGCAUGCCUACCUUUCAACAUAUAUAUAUAUAUAUGUGUGUGCAGUGCGUUAUUCCCGACAAAGACAAGGGGACUGGAAUGGUCAUUUCUGGCUUAUCAGCCGUCGUCAGCCAGUCAUACCCAACCCCGAAGUGUGGAACACCCCAGGCUCGAACUCGCGACCUGUUAGUUAGAAGUCUAAGCCUCCAAACCACUCGGUCAUGAGCCCGUUGCCCUGUCGGUUUCUAACUAACAGGUGGCGAAUUCAAGCCUUGGGUGUUGCACACUUCGGGGUUGGUUACGACUGGCUGACGACGGCUGAUAAGCCAGAAAUGCACUUCCAGUCUUCCUUAUCUGUGUCGGUAAUAACAUACUGCAUACUGAAAAUUCACGAGUACAACUCGAUCCUUUCCGACGAGCCUUCUAUCUUCUUCAUAGAUAUAUAUGUUGAAAGGUAGGCAUCCCAAGAAACAUAAUGUGAAGAUAGUAGGUUGUUUGGGAAAAAGAAGAACUUUAUUAGUAAAUUUUCACUGUCGGUUUCCCGGAUGUCGCCGGACUUGAAUAACUGUACAAACACAGUCAAAAUUUCAAGCGUGCCAACAAAUCAACACCUCUCCGACCUUUCCGCCAGUAGGCGUCCGCCCCAUACGCUAUUGUGUAUCGAUUAGAUCUUGUCUCUUCCACCUUUCCUUUGGAGUUUUGUACAUGGCGUUUAACUCAUUGUGCCGAUUAAUGCGUGAUUCACCUGAGUACAUUGUUUCCAUAAACCCUCGACCUUUUUGGUAGGGCAGACGUGAUGACGCGAGUCUUAUCCCAUGCAAAAGCAUGCCUGGUGUCUAAUGUGUGCAUGGCCGUUCGAGAUAGGUGGUCUCGCCUCUUAACAGCUAACUGAUCUUCGUGAAUACGUCUGGAGGCGAACUUUCCAGUUCGGCCACCAUAUACGGCGUCGCAUGUUUCACAUGAAAUCUUGUGGACGAUUUCCUUCUUCUGAUUAUACUCAGUGGUUGAUAAUAUUUCCGUUGGACUGUCGUACUUUGAGAACCUCUUCCACUUGUUCUGUGAUGGCCAUGGCAGUCACUUCAUUAUUGUCCUAGCUGGGGCAGCGGUCACUUCCGAUACCGUGCUCAAAGCCAAAAGACAAGAGUUGUGUUGGCGAACAGUUUGAUCUUGUUCGUUAGUAUGAGUCUCAGUGUGUCGACCCCUGUGACCAACGUACACGCAUGAGAAGUUAGCGCAUGAGAUGCGGCAAACGACGCUAGUUUUCCGCUCUUUAGGAAUAAAUCUCUCCGUGCAAAGAGGACGCCGGGCUUGUGGAUAACGCAGAUGCCAAAGUAAUUUAGUUCCCGAAAGACCUAUUCAAAGUUCCCAUAGAUGAAAGUCAGGACUCGACCCGCUCUCUCUUGGUUACUAGUCAACGGGCUCGUAAUGCUGUUGAUUUCGGUCGGGCAUAUUAACUGCAGUGGAGAAAACUCAUUGAUCGUCUUACGGGACCUAGUCAUCCCUUUGUGCCUUGGGGCUCGAUUUAGAGCACCACAGGCAGCCGCACAUCGACCAGUAAUAUUACAGAAUGGAAGUGGUUGUGACUAGCUAAUGAGGGCUAAUGGGACAGAAAUGGUCAUUUUCUGUCUACUUCGGUAAUGCUACUCUGUCUAUCAAGCCCCCCCCCGCCAUGCAGCAGCUGGCGGAGCUCGAGAGAGAACCCCAAAGCAUAACGGGACGUGUGAGUUCCAUGACGCUCUCGGCGCGAACUCCCUGACAUUACUAAUAUACCCGAUUGUAACCGACAGAACAAUGAGCCCGUGACCCAGUUGUUAGAAGCGUUGGACUUCUAACCAACAGGUCGGGGGAUCGAGCCCCAGGUGUUCCACAUCUCGGGGUUGGGUAUAACUGGUUGACGACGGCUAAUAAGCCAGAAAUGGCUAUUACAGUCUCCCUAGUCUCUGUCGGUAUUAUUACUCUGCAUAUAUUAGGCGCCGCUGCGCGGCUACUGGUUGGGCUCGAGAAGGAGCCUUGAGAGACGACGGGACGAGUGAGUUCCGUAACACGAUCGGUGAGCGUCCUUCUACCAUUAUAUAUGUAUAUGCAUAUGUGUAUUUGGAUAGAGGCGAAAAUGCUGACCCCAGGUGUUGAGAUGGAGGAGGGAAGUAAGGCGAUCUCUGGGGAAAAAGAUUUAAUCAUCUGAAACCUCGCGCUCAUACUCGAUCGCAUUAUCGUAGAUAGACAAAAUGAGAAAUAUAUGGUUUAAAUAGGUCAUUCGCACUCCUCUCGCACGUAAGUGGUGUCGAUGGCCUCGUAUGGCUUUGAUACCGCGGAUGAUCGAGUUUGCGUCUGAUUGCCAGACUGCGUUUUUUUUUCUUGCUAGCUUGCUUUCGGCUUUUCUGAGCACUUGAGCACCGUCAAAUGACUCAGCCGUCUUCCCCAGAGACCGUCUUACCCUCCUCUUCUAUCUAUGCUUUAUGAUACGGCAACGAUCGGAUGAAGGAUCCCAAAUACAAACGAUCAGCCAAAGGUGCCCGUCUUAUGGGUAAGGUGGUAAUGGGGGUUUUACGGGCGGGGCACGUGUACGCAUAGAGGGAUGACAAAAUAAGUAUAGAUAAUUGGUAAAUUCGUUUUUCGGGCGGAAACUUUUUAAUGAGUUGACAUAUAGCAGCCGAAAUUAAGUAGUUCAAUUAAACAAAUAAACAUUAAGUGUCUACAACGAUCGCUUCUCAACUCUCUCAGCUGUGCUCACUGUAUAAUUAUAGUAGGUAUUCAAUGUAUACCACAGGUGCUUGGGGCAGGCACCUUUGGCUGUUCGUGUGUGUUUGAGGUUCUUCGCGCGAUCGUUACCUAUGAUACCUUCGCGUGUCUUCAUGUACCAGCAGCUUGAAAUCAGUGCAAAACAGCUGUAUUUUAACUAAGAAAUGUGCUGCGAAUAUGCUGAUAUAAUAAUCAAGCCAGAUUGCUGAAUGCUAGAUGGAUUCGGCGUGAACAAUGCUCAUCUAUCCAACACGAUAAUCCAUAGAAGGCAAAUAAAGAGAAUGCGUCCCUCAAUUAAGUCCACAAUUAUCAGUUUGAAUUCAUAAGCCAUUUAAUUGACCAGGUUUUACAUUAUAUAUAAUUCGCACAUUUGUGUUCCUAAAAGAUUCUCGAAUUUUCUUCUAACAGGAUGAGCUGCUUGUCCUCUCCACUGGCCCUCCGAAAUUCAAGGGUCUGGCAGUCUACGUGCAGUAUGAAGCUAGGUCUAAGGGCGUUCACCUUAUAGUUGAAUAUCGGGAAGAAAAGACUUUGAGUCGCGUAUUUGCCAUCGACCUAUUUCAAGUAGGAGAGUGGACAAAUAUUGGAAUAGUGUAUGUCGCACCCACAGAGAACAGUGAAGCAACGCUUGAAGUUUAUAAAGACGGAGAGGCGUUGGUAUCAACAAGUAUGCCCAUGCCGAUGUCUCUACUCCAUCUAUCAUCGAACCCGAUCCCUGGAAUAUAUCUCGGAAACUCGGUCCGUAAAAUAGCUAAUAUGUCGGAGGCGAACGUAGCCUCCGGCACUAUUAGUUCUCUCGGUAAGUGAAAUUUACCGAAGAUAAGGCAUUAAUUUAUUUAAUAUACCUAACGCUAAACUUCAUCGUAGGCUCGCAAAUGUCACCCAAUUCGCCUUGCUGUUAAUGACACUUCCUUAAGGAAGAAGUUUCUUCCAAUUCAGGUUAACAGACUGUUAAAAAGGCUGGGAUAUAACAAAACUCAAGAGUCUCUUCUGUACCUACCAAGACAAUAGAUGCUCUCUAGCUCAGUAGGAACUCCGCACUUUUCGUCGAGUUCCACCAUCCUGAGCGGCUGGAAAAAUUUCAAAUAUGCCUUUUCAAUCGUAGCUCUUACGACGGUUUCAGUACACAGAGCGGAUUUUUGUUCUAUACUAUCUGCUAUUUCCGAGAAUUUCGAAAACUUGAAAAAAAGUUGCUUUUAACCUAGCAAUCUGGUCAAAGCGGGGAGCAUCUUGUGGAACUCCAAGGCAGACAAGAAAGUCACUGCUGGGGGAAUGCGCACUUAACGAAAGCAUUCCCACUACGGAGGUCUGUCAGAACAUCCAGCAUUGUACAACCAUGUAUGGAGGAGUCUGUCUCGAUGAAAAUCUGGUAAGUCCACAAGAAUGGUUAUGUUUGCUUUACUUUGAGUACAAUAGCGACUAUUUCAUACGCGGUUCUCGCCCCUCUAAAGUAACCACAGUCAAUAAAACGUGUCAUUUCUGACUGUGCAUCAGCAAUAACUAACCCGUUUUCCUUUUAGGCUAAUAUUUAUUCAAUGGCCAAGAGCAGAUGGCUCAUCUACAACCCACUCGGCUUGCUCGAGUUACUACGUGUAGCCAAGCGACUGCUAGCGCUUGCAGAGGGCCAUCCGGUGAAGAGCGAUGAGGCCAGGCUUUUGUGGGCAUCUUCAGCGCUGCUCAGCAGGCUUGCAAACGUGGAUUUCAGCGACCCCACUGAGAUGAGGUUCUUGGUCUCAGAAUUCGCAAGCAAUAGUGAAUUUCUGCUAGAAAUGGUACAAUGUAUGGAGAGCCCUACUUUUUCAGAAACAUGGGUAGGAAUGAGAAACCUCACUGCGAUGGAGGUGCCCAACAUUUUGUCGGUCGUAAGCGGAUUUUUAGAGAGCAUCUUCGUGUACAGUACCAUUGGAAAGCAGGACGUCUCUGUUUUGGCCAAGGUUGAGCAAAAUACGUUGGGUUUUUUCAAGCGGCCCGGCGACUUUGGGAGUUGGGCAGAUGGCGGUUAUCUGAUGCCAAACUUCAAGAUCCACUUCAUCGAAAAAGGACUUCAGGAGCAGCAUCGAUCUCAGAUCUCGAAUAGGUCGUCAGACCAGAAAGAAGCCUUCAUUAUUAGUUUUGCCAGGUUUCAGGCUGUCUCACCAAAUAUAACUCUUGAUCUACUGGCGCUGCCUCGCACAGCUAACUGGACCACUGAUGAAGUGCAAAGUGGACAUGGUAAUGCGAAAGUCAAGGGUCUGCUACCGAUCUAUAGCGGAAUUCAGCGUGUGUCCACGUUACCCACUUAUAUCUCUGGAAACGUGGUCCACUACGAGACAGCCAUUCCCUUAAUCGUGGAGAAUGAGUACAAGGCCGUAGCAUUCGCUCGUAUCACAGAUGCUAUGCACUGGAAAGCUAAGGAGAUUGCCAGCGUGGGAAGCUCUGAAAUGGAGUUUGGAGUGCAGUGCGUCUACUGGAACGAAUCCUCAACUUCUCCAGACAAUCGCUGGGAUCCGUCCAUCUGUACAAAAGUUACUGGUAGCCUCACUUCUGUGACCUGUCGAUGCAAACAUGCGGGCAUCUUUGCAGUUGCAAUGGAAUCGCCCGAGUUUGGGGGACAUCCGGAAUCAUACUGGAAGGUUGUAGGCGCCCCCAGCCUACGAGUUUUCAAUCUGGUCAAGGUGUGCUUAAACGCCGGUGGCAAUAGUCUCUCCUUCUUUGCUCUUAUCAGCCUCUUUGUUUAUCUAUACAAAAAGCAAACAGAGUCUGAACUUGCCGGACAGAAUAAAAUCAAAAUUAAUUUCACAUUGGCUCUGGCAAUUUACCACUUGACCUUCAUGCUCAUCCCCUUUUUGGAACAAUUUAAGACUGGCUGUCUGCUUACUAGCAUCCUUCUGCAUUUAUUCGGCUCAGCCUAUCUGGCUUGGCACGCCUGUCAGUGCUUUUAUCUCUUUGGAGCUUUAAUUAAUGGAUCGCUGGCCAACAGAAUCAAUCUGUACAUUUUUAUUGGCUGGAUCAUUAGCUCCAUUACAGUUCUUAUUGUCUGUGCUACCUCGGCUGCUGACUACGGCCUGGGUCGAUUAUGCCUACCUGCAGCAGAAUCGUCUGCCAUGUAUGUUUUCAUCAGCCAGACAGCUUUCUGGCUGUUCUUAUCUCUCGUCUGCUGCUUUAUUCUACUCUGCAAUGUGGACACUCCAGCCUACCUCAAGCCACUGAUAAUAGAAGCGCUUCAGUAAGUUUUCAACUUUCUUUAUGGAAGCAUGCUGUUUAUUAACAACGUAGUUGGUAGUAAACAACCGUGGGUACACUUCUGUGAUAUCUGAUUUUAGACAUGGGAUGUGGCUGGUUAUCGCCCUCACAGCAUACAUCACUGUCAACUUCCACUUUUUCCUCGCAUAUCUGUACAGCAACACAGCGUAUGUAGCCUUCAUCUACUGGGCCUUAAAUGCCUUUCAGGUUAGUGGCAAAAAUUACAUUCAUACAUCUCUGUCAAAAAACAUUUAGUAUCCUUCUAUGAAAGUUAACAUUUUCGUGGGGUUUUUAUGAAAUGAUCGACUACGUUAGACUGCAGUUUUCUGAUAGCCAGACCUUCAUAAAAUAAAUAACAGUAAAGCACCCGGCUGUGUGGAACAGAAGAUGCGGUUUUACUUUUUUCCUCGUCAUAAAUCAUACACGUUAACCAAGUGAAGAAGAUCUAGCAUUCAGGUUAAUGGGAAAUCUGAGAGAAGAGUUUGUUGCAUAUACAUGAGUUUAUUCAUAUCAACCGUCGGUUCGCGAAGUGAGACAAAAUCCCUUCCUGUACUUAAGAAGUUGGGCCGACCUGGUAUAAUGUAGUUGAGUGAACUGACCCAGUGAUUCAGUGGCGCCUUUUGGUCCUGAUGUUUUGAAUAAUCAUCCCGUAAACAGAAUGUACAGAUAUUUAGGCACUGCACCCAGAUUAUACAGGCUGGAAGUUACAUAUCUUCCGCGUUAUUAGGCUCUGGCCUCCCCUCUCACUAUAAUUGUUCCAUUAACCCAAUCCACUCUUGGCUGAAGUGGAGGGCUACAUGUCUGGAAUGACUAGUUGAUGACUCUUAGAUGUCCAUCCAGCAGCUCUAGGGGACAAAUGUAUGCGCGCACGCGUACAAAACAUGUACGGUGAAGAUGACUCAUCCUUUCCUGACUGGCUUCUCCUGACCAAUCCUACUAGAACAAAGCUGUCCGCGUAAGCACUUGCCACUGAUUCCAUCGGGAAGCCUGAAUGCGUCUGCUUGCAGCCAGUGCCUUCGCUGAAAACCCUUGAAAUUUACAGGAAUGACGUAAACCAGUGGAGCACUCGGGGGACACAUUAAUGAGCUGAAACCCUCGCAGUUUCAUCCUGCAGCCAUAGAAAAUCGGCGCAACGUGUGUUUGAGUUUUGACCAUUACCUGCGCUGAGAGAGUGGCAAAGCCAUCUGAAUGAACAACUAAGCUCCUGUACCCUGGGAGCCCUACGUGACAGCCGAAUUAGGCAGGACUAACCGUCGACGACCUACAAGGCAGGAAUGGCCAUUUCGUUUUCUAUUUUUUCUUUGUCAGUACUCCUACAUAAUUUGCGGCCCUGCAUGUUGACAGGAGAGCCUGCUAAUCGUGAGUAAAAAAAUCGAGAUUUGAGUAGCUCGUCGCGACUGAGAAAAGAGGUCUGAUCGACUGUGGGGUGAAGAAAUUGCUUUGAUUGUUCUGGCUGCUCAUUCGAAUAACAAUUUACAGUGCAGACUGAUGUCGAGAAUGUCUGCAGACUGUCCGGCAAUCAGAAGUUAAAAGAAGCGAAAAUUUUGGUCAUAUACUCCUCCUCCCCCUCCUCCCCCUCCUCCCCCUCCUCCUCCUCCUCCUCCUCCUCCUCCUUCUUCUUCUUCUUCUUCUUCCUCUUCUUCUUCUUUUCCUUCACCACCACCACCACCACCACCACCACCACCACCACCACCACCACCACCACCACCACCACCAUCAUCAUCACCAAUAGCAGCUGCAGUAGCAACAAUCGCUUCAAUCUUCAACCUUUCCUGUCCUUUGAUUUCUUCUGCAAUGUCCAUCAUAGUACUUGUAUUUUACGGCAAACUAUUCAUUUAGGGAUAUAGUGGUUAGUGCAGUACGAAUACCUUAUCUGCCAAGAUAGUCAAGCCAGGUCGUGGUUAGCAGGCAAAAAUGACGAUAGAAAACAGCAUGAGAGUCUCACUUUGUACAGGAACCUGAGCCACUGUUUCAGGUUGCGAUGACUGCUGGUUAGAUCACGGUAUGCGCCGAUGGCGUUAGAUCGCGCUUGAUCCAGAGAGCGAGUCCCAUUUUUGUUCAUUUUUCUGGGUUUCUGGGAGAAAGUAAAGAAUCAUGUUUCCCUAUGGGUCUCGUUAGAUUAUAUAAUGCAAAAAAGAGUAAACAUAUUUCGGUGCAUGUGUGUAUCCGUGUUGCAGGCGAUCUGACUGCUUUUAAGGGCAACAGGCCUGGGAGAGUUCGUAGUGCUGGAUAACCUCGACGAGGGAAGAUUGUUGAAGGGAGACGAUGAGGGACGCAGUGAUGGCCGUCGUCUACGGUCACCAUAUUUUCAGGUUCUUUUAACCGUUUUUAUUCACACAAGAUCUUCCACAGACCCAUAUAAGUUUUCUCUAACAGUGUCCAGUGCAGCCGUAAAGUUGGCGUUUUAAUGCACUUUGCCAUAAAUAGGAUGUCUAUGUCACGAUAGAUCGCCGACGAUGCUGCAUGUUUUUGCAUCAAGGGUAUGGUUUGCGGCUGUGGUUACCCCGGCGAGCAUUUACGUCGAACAAGAGCCGAACAUCUAAGAACUUUGUGGUAUCGAAAAUUUCGAUCCUCCAUAUUGUCACCAAUUAAAAGGUGACACUGUCUGACCAUUUAAUAAUGAUGGUAGUAAAUUUAAUGCCUCUCUUAAGGCAUUGUCAAAAACGUAUGGCAUUGUCGUUUUUUUUACUCCGAUGACUACCUUAAAACAUCUUGCCCCACCAUCAUUCAACAGCUACCGCGAGGUCUUUUUAUUCCUUCCUCUGGCAGGUACAAAUAAAUAAUACCAGUAAUUUUCUUUUAACACGAUUGCUCCCUCGAGUAAGUGACUCCGGCCACAAACCAUGCCUUGCCGUUUCUACCUAUGGACCAACUCCCUUGUGUCCCUGCUCUGCCAACUAACACAAGGAUGAACAUGCCACCAUGCCAAAAAAUAAUCAAAGCCUUUACCAUCGCAUUGCAUGAGAUAUCUUAUAAAAGACGGUUAUUUGAACUGAAGGGAAUUUCGAACUCCGUCCGAUAAACUCGGAAGCGCGCAGAAUCGUAAUUAAUUCUUGCAUAUAAAAGGUCAGCUCUUUUCACCAUAUCAAAUAUCAAGGACAGGUAGACAAGAGUGCGUGCUAUCCGCAUUGGAAAUGAGCAUUGUACCUAAGAUAUGUAAAUUCACCCUAAUUUCGACAGAAAUGACAGCAAUGAGCACAAAAAGCGUUUGAUAAUCUUUUGCUUUUUUGUUAUUUGAGCCACAGCUGCGACCAUUUGCGUUCCAUAUCAGAUUUUUGAAAUGCGUCCCAGUUUUCAGUGGUAGAAUCACCACUUUCAGGCAAUCAGUGGUAGAACUUGAAGGAAGUCGCUUGGGUCACAGUUUCUCAGACCCCGCCUCGAAAUUUGUUUCAAUACUUUAGUUAAAUAUCGCCAACGAAUUUACAACUUCUACCUGAGCUCCGAGUGCACAGCACAAAAUCACAAGAGAAACAUUGAGUGACCCGCUUAUUAGCCAGAACCGGGCUCUUGAAUUUUGAGUCUGUAUCCACCUUGGCGGCAUAAUUACAUCGCGUACCGAGGACAAAUCAUACAACUGAUAGAUUUUUGCGUAUGAACAUACGCCGCCAGUCCACUCGAGGUGGAUAGUACCCAGGUCUUAAAAAUGUUUGGGUCUAACCUGAGAUUAGUGUACUGUAAAUUUACUCCAAGUUCUAACAUUAUCUUCCGAAUAAAAUCCCAUCUGGAGAAUUACGUGUUCCCCCAUCCACCUACUAACUGUUUUGUCGGCAAGACUGUGCUUGAAAAUUCCCACCAGUGAACCUAACUUUGUUUUGUGUAUGACCUUCGGCUUUACCAGCGCACACUUUCCCUAGCAACGCAAUGAAUACUUUGGAGCCAGAUCGCUCGGUGUCGCUGCAAUAGACUUGCAAAAUGUGUGGUGAAAACUCGUUGUCAAAUGUUCCUUUUCAGGGCGUCAUGGUGGCCCUAUGCUUCGGCCUGUUGGACGUGAAUCAUGUCGGUAGGAAAAGACGAAAGAAAGUUCACGACUCUCCUGUUCAAGAAAACUGUAUUGAUGGGAACGAAGAACUCAACGGCAAGGCACCCUUCGAUGAAACCUACCCGACACCCUACGAGGAAUGUGAACCGGCGAUGGUGGACUACGAGGACUGGGACUCGAUUAUGAAGGAGAAGGGUGCUUGA